Messenger RNA from Oppia nitens, 1275 nucleotides. RefSeq lists its product as uncharacterized. The transcript has 5 exons. The record is from RefSeq and is a predicted model, not a curated record. The coding region runs from base 31 to 1275 and encodes 414 amino acids. NCBI's taxonomy places the organism in Eukaryota, Metazoa, Arthropoda, Arachnida, Sarcoptiformes, Oppiidae.
AAAUCAUAUAUAAGUUACUAUAAGCAAAUUAUGCUACUAUUGAUUGCCAUUAUUUUGACUAUAAUUGCUUCAAACGUAACUCAAGGUCUACCGUAUUGUGACAUCAAAUCGUUGGACAGUGUCUUCAGUGUCGGUCAUCUCAUCUAUUUUAUUCGUUGCGGCGAAGUCUGGACUUUUGACGAUCGCAUUGAUGGAGGACAGGGAGCUUUUCUCAGGGACUACUCGAUGCUGGCCUAUGCGAGACAUUGGUUUGGAGAAAAUGUGGCCAAAACUGAUGGGAAAUAUUCGGACGAAAAACUACUGUUCAAUGGCUUUUCGUUUCAGGGAAUCAGUUGUCUGACACAUGCGGAUGACUUUAACAAAACAUGUUUCCGAUCGACACAGGCCUGGGAUCGACUAACCAUUAUGUUUGACCGGACACAUGCCGUUCCCUUUUACUAUCGUUAUAUCAUCGAAACAGAUGACGAAUUAGUCAAUCCGUUAGGUUUUAAGAAACGACAAGAUUUACGAGAAAAACACGGAUUUUUGCCGCGUGUCGACCGCUUUUUCGGUAUCGGCAGUGAUCCGACAAAACGUGAGAUUGUCAGUGCACUGUACGACAACCUACUGGACAUCCUAUAUAUGGGAAUAAAAUACAACAAAUACUAUUGUAUAACACAUUUAAAUAUGAAAAAAAUGAUUCACGAUAUCCGCGAAUGGCCUAAAGUUAAAGACCAGGACUGGGAGGCUUACUGGCGACUCGGCAAAUGUUUUACCGGCAAUCUUAUAGGUAUGUUUGCCUAUAGGGGCCAGUCGUACGCUGUCGGACGUAUACUAUACACUUCACGGGUCUACGAGGAUCAGGUGUACACUAUGGAGACCAGCGAAGAUCAGGAGAUGAUUGAAAUUCAAUCGUUGUAUUACUCGUACACCGACAACGACAACAAACAUCGGGUCGAUGUUCACAAUCUGAGGACAUUUUUCGGAUGUAUUAACGAUAGUGUAAACAAUGUCAAAGACAAACAGACACUAAAACGAUCGGUAAUCGAGGAGUACAUACCCGGCGAUGACCACUACUGGAUGAAUGAUGUGGUCGAUGACGACGACAACGACAUCGGCGAAGAAGUAGUCAACAUCUUCGGCACAAUCGGUGUCACCAGUGAUGCCAUAUACGAGACACUGACACAGACGGCCAUCAUUUUUACUGUUAUUUUGUUUGUGUUGGUAGUGAUCAGAGUCUGGUUGAGACACACCCUCCGAUGUCCGCCGCCGACCAUUGAUAUGAAAACAAAAUGA